Messenger RNA from Phyllostomus hastatus (greater spear-nosed bat), 3755 nucleotides. It is a transcript of the gene BMP7, whose product is annotated as bone morphogenetic protein 7. Bases 549 to 2021 code for a protein of 490 amino acids. The transcript has 7 exons. The record is from RefSeq and is a predicted model, not a curated record. Gene Ontology annotation, biological process: SMAD protein signal transduction. Gene Ontology annotation, molecular function: growth factor activity; cytokine activity. Gene Ontology annotation, cellular component: extracellular region. Lineage: Eukaryota; Metazoa; Chordata; Mammalia; Chiroptera; Phyllostomidae.
CUCCCCGGCCCCAGCGCGCACCACUCUGGCGCUCCCGUGGCGGCCUCUCGUGCGAUCCAGGGCGCGCAGGCCCUGGAGAGCGACCCGGGGUCCCAGCUCUCGGCGCGGGAGUUCAGAAGAGGGUGGUUCGCCGCCGCCGCCCGAGGGCCGGAGCGCGAGAGCAGCGAGCAGAAGAAGCGCCCUCCCGCCGCCGCCUCGCUGCCUCCCCGGCGCGCGCUCGCCCGGCUCCUAGGUUUGCUGGCUGCUCCUCCCACCCGCGUCCGCCUUCUUGCUCGCUCGCUCGCUCUUUCGAGCGGGUUUCCAAGCCCAGCGGUGCGCCCGGACCAGUGCGGGGCGAGGGGCCCCCUGGCCAGAACCGAGCCGGAAGGGGGGGUCCCGGCAGAGAGCAGCGGGCCCGGGAGGGGCCAUGUCCGGCGCGGGCGCCGCGGGGCCCAUCUGCUGCAAGUGACCUAGCGGCGUGGACCGCUGCCUGUCCCCCUCGCCACCUGGGGCGGCGCGGGCCCCGGUCCCGGGUGCCCAGAGCCCGGGUGGCGCGUAGAGCCGGCGCGAUGCACGUGCGCUCCCCGCUCGCCGCGGCGCCCCACAGCUUCGUGGCGCUCUGGGCGCCCCUGUUCCUGCUGCGCUCCGCCCUGGCCGACUUCAGCCUGGACAACGAGGUGCACUCGAGCUUCAUCCACCGGAGCCUCCGCAGCCAGGAGCGGCGGGAGAUGCAGCGCGAGAUCCUCUCCAUCUUGGGCUUGCCCCACCGCCCGCGCCCCCACCUCCAGGGCAAGCACAACUCGGCGCCCAUGUUCAUGCUGGACCUGUACAAUGCCAUGGCGGUGGAGGAGGGCGGCGGACCCGACGGCCAGGGCUUCUCCUACCCCUACAAGGCGGUCUUCAGCACCCAGGGCCCCCCUCUGGCCAGCCUGCAAGAUAGCCACUUCCUCACCGACGCGGACAUGGUCAUGAGCUUCGUCAACCUCGUGGAGCACGACAAAGAGUUCUUCCACCCGCGCUACCACCACCGGGAGUUCCGGUUCGAUCUGUCCAAGAUCCCCGAGGGGGAAGCCGUGACGGCGGCCGAGUUCCGCAUCUACAAGGACUACAUCCGGGAGCGCUUCGACAACGAGACCUUUCGGAUCAGCGUGUACCAGGUGCUGCAGGAGCACUCGAGCAGGGACUCGGACCUGUUCCUGCUCGACAGCCGCACCCUCUGGGCCUCGGAGGAGGGCUGGCUGGUGUUCGACAUCACGGCCACCAGCAACCACUGGGUGGUCAACCCCCGGCACAACCUGGGCCUGCAGCUCUCCGUGGAGACCUUGGAUGAGCAUCAACCCCAAGUUGGCGGGCCUGAUCGGGCGGCACGGCCCCCAGAACAAGCAGCCCUUCAUGGUGGCCUUCUUCAAGGCCACCGAGGUCCACCUCCGCAGCACCCGCUCCACAGGGGGCAGGCAGCGCGGCCAGAACCGCUCCAAGACGCCCAAGAACCAGGAGGCCCUGCGGAUGGCCAACGUGGCAGAGAACAGCAGCGCCGACCAGCGGCAGGCCUGCAAGAAGCACGAGCUGUACGUCAGUUUCCGCGACCUGGGCUGGCAGGACUGGAUCAUCGCGCCCGAGGGCUACGCCGCCUACUACUGCGAGGGGGAGUGCGCCUUCCCCCUGAACUCCUACAUGAACGCCACCAACCACGCCAUCGUGCAGACCCUGGUCCACUUCAUCAACCCCGACACGGUGCCCAAGCCCUGCUGCGCCCCGACCCAGCUCAACGCCAUCUCGGUGCUCUACUUCGACGACAGCUCCAACGUCAUCCUGAAGAAAUACCGAAACAUGGUCGUGCGGGCCUGCGGCUGCCACUAGCCCCCACCGGAAGUGAGACCCCGUGGGGCCGCGUUUUCCUGGGCCCCGCAUCUCACCGCCCCACGGCCCCGCCGCCCACCGCGGCGAGGAGCCAGCAGACCGGCCGCCCUAUGCCGCACCCUCCCGUCGCCUGCGCCGAGUUGGACGGUGCGGGAGCAUCAGGGACUCGGGGCCGCAAGUGACUUUUGAUCCGUGUUUCCUCGUCACCCCAUGGACUAGAGCCUUCCAGCUGCGGCAGGCCAAACCUAACAGGAAGGAAAAUGCAGGAAGAGAAACUGCCCGCCAGGGUCGCGGGCGGAGUCGUCUCGGCCGGGAGCCGCCCCGCCCCCCGGGUGACUGAGGGCGCCCAUUGGCCAGGCCGCCCCGCAGCGGCGGAAGGGGGCGUGGCGAGGGGUGGGCACGCGGGCGUCGGUGCCGAAGGAAGAGUGACGCGGAAGCUCCUGUAAUAAAUGUCCCAAUAAAACGAAUGAAUGAAAAUGGUUAGGAUGUUACAGAUAUAUUUUCCUAAACAAUUGAUUGCCAUUUCUUGGUUUGCUCUGAUUUCGUAAACAGAAGCCGCGGCCGGCGGAGGGCGGGGGAGAGGCCCCCUCUUCAUCCCACUUGGGUUUUUGUCUGAGGUUUCCAGAGACCCGGGGCGUACGUGGACUCGCCCAGACCCAAGACGGGGCUGGGGAGGGAAAGGGCAAAUUUCUGCUCAGAGGAAGGGGCGUGUUGACCUUGAAGGAAACCCGUUUGGUCAUCCAGCGGGGCAUGGGGUGGCAGAAACUAAAAAAUAGACACUGAAGCCCCAGCAGAUGUUUGCAAGCGGUUCUCCCGCACCCCUCCACGCCAGGACGCCAGUGUGAAGGGCAGCGUUCGGCCAGAACCUUCAACUUGACCCUGACCACUGACUGGCCCACGUGGCACUGUUUAAAGAAGCACCAAGGAAACCUAGCUCUCGCUGGGGCUGCCCUCUGUGCCCUAAGGAGGCUCAUCUGUGGUUCAUUACUGGCCGUGUUCUGAAGUCUGGGUUCGGACUGGGCCUCCGAGGACCCCUCUUUCUAUGGGAGGACCCCUACUGUGGGUUCUGCACGCAGUGGGCUCCUUGAAGCCUCGUGGGAGGGAUGCUAGGUGUCGGGUGUGCUGGGUGCGAAUCUCAACGGAAGGACCUAGAAGCUGUUUGAGAGUGAUGUCCUAAUCUAGCAUCCUGAUUUAGAGGUGCUGUUUCUGGCGUGGCUCCUGGCAAGGGCCUUCCUCCCCUUGGCCAGGGGGCCCCCUAAAUUGUGCACAUCCCACUCUGCCCCCAGCCCCAGCGCAGGGCUGGCAGCACAGGGGGCCGGCCGCCUGCGAACAAAGGCCGGGGUUCCCCAGCAGGUCCCUGGAGCCUGCCGUAGUGGGAACCGUUGUCCCUUCAUGACUCAGUGGGUCGCUGGAAACUCUGGGGAGACGUUGUUUGUUACUCCCUUUUGUUUUUUCUUCUCCAGUAGCGUGGGCUGCCACCUCCCCCCUGCCUGGCUCACAGGGCAGAGUUGCGGUUUGGGUUACACUUUGCUUUGUCUGUUGGCAGAUCUGAGGAUUUUCCUGUGAUUCCGUGUGGGUGCGAUCCCCUCUUGGUGCAAGUUUUCCCCCCCGUUAGGCCAAACAGCCUCUGGUUAGCAUCGUUUGUACAUUGAAAUGUGUAAAUAGUUGUUAUAAAGCAAAGAAGUUAUUUAUGUCCAUCAGAAGCUCCUUCUAGACCCUCCACCAGUCGCCUGUUUGGGACGAUGCUUUCGCUUCCCCCCAACCUGCUUAUGUUCUUAUUUAAGACUAUUUAUUAACGAUCGGACCGGUGUACCUCCAGCUGUUGCACAGAGCGGUCCUCGGCGAGAAUUCUGUAUAAAUAGACGAAAUAAAAAGGGUUUUGACUUUGCAAUAAAAGGAGGCAUUUGGUUCUGCUU